Salvelinus sp. IW2-2015 is the source of this 2030-nucleotide messenger RNA. RefSeq names its product ring finger protein 14 (gene rnf14). Gene Ontology annotation, molecular function: ubiquitin conjugating enzyme binding; ubiquitin protein ligase activity; zinc ion binding. Lineage: Eukaryota; Metazoa; Chordata; Actinopteri; Salmoniformes; Salmonidae. Gene Ontology annotation, cellular component: cytoplasm; ubiquitin ligase complex. Gene Ontology annotation, biological process: ubiquitin-dependent protein catabolic process; positive regulation of proteasomal ubiquitin-dependent protein catabolic process; protein polyubiquitination. The record is from RefSeq and is a predicted model, not a curated record.
AUCAGAUUUUAAGAAGAUAAAUUGUAGAAAUAGGCGGAGUUUAUGACUUUGUGGCUGUGUUAACUAGUGAAAACCAAAACGUAAUUUGUGGGGGCUGAAGUAAAAGGAAUGUAAAUGUCGGAGGACCAGGAAGCCCAGGAGGAUGAGUUGCUUGCUCUAGCGAGUAUUUACGAUGAAGAGGAGUUUCACAGAGCCAAAUCUGCACAGGGCGGUGAGAUACAGCUAUGCCUUGAACUUCCUCCUAGUUUCAAGUUGAUAGUCAAUGGAAACAAGCAGACCGAAUAUGACAUAUCUUUCCUACCUCCUCUGGUGCUUAACUUUGAACUUCCUGCUGACUACCCUUCUUCCUCAUCUCCGGUCUAUACACUAAGUUCCAAAUGGCUGUCAAGGGACCAGAUGACUUCUCUAUGCAAGCGCCUGGAUGGGCUGUGGGAGGAGAACCAGGGCUGUGUUGUUCUCUUCACAUGGAUCCAGUUCCUUAAGGAGGAGGCCUUUGCCUUCCUCGACGUCAAGUCUCCCCUGGAAGUGGUCAAGGGGGGCAACGCUCCGGUGGAGUGGAAGAGGAGUGAGGCUGGUGUGAAGCGGGCGGGGAGUCUAACCGGGGAGAAGGACAAACUGGAGCCCCUGCUGGAGCUGGACCCCCGUGCUGUCCUGGUGGUUGACCCCCGUACUGAUAUCCUACCUCAGCUCCUGGACUUUGAUGAAGCUCAGCGGCAGAAGGUGUUUGACGCCAAGGCGUUCUGCUGUGGUAUCUGCUUCAUGGAGAAGCUGGGCUCGGGCUGCCUGUGCUUUAAGGAAUGCCAGCACGUGUACUGCAAGACCUGCAUGACGGAAUACUUCCAGAUUCAGAUCCGCGACGGCAACGUUCAGUGCCUUAACUGCCCCGAGCCCAAGUGCACCUCCUUGGCUACACCCUCACAGGUCAAGCUCCUUGUCGGGGAGGAGUUGUUUGCGCGUUAUGACCGCCUUCUGCUUCAGUCCAGCCUGGAUCUGAUGGCCGAUGUGGUGUACUGCCCUCGCCAGUCCUGCUGCCAGGCUGUGAUGGUGGAGCCAGACACCACCAUGGGCAUUUGCCCUGCCUGCCAGUACGCCUUCUGCACCCUCUGCAAACGGGGAUACCACGGCCUGUCCCACUGCAAGGUCACAGCAGAUGAGCUGCGAGGCCUGCGGGAUGAGUAUAUAUCUGCCAGUGCCGAGGGGAAGAAGUUCAUGGAGCAGCGCUUUGGGAAGCGGGUCAUCCAGCGUGCUGUGGAGGAAUCCUUCAGCAGGGAUUGGCUUAAUGAGAACUGUAAAGGCUGCCCUCGCUGUGGCACUAAUAUACAGAAGGUUGAUGGCUGCAACAAGAUGACUUGCACCUCGUGUAAGCAGUACUUCUGCUGGUUGUGUCUGGGCCAGCUCACACGUGUCAACCCCUACAGCCACUUCAACAACCCCUCCUCGCCUUGCUACAACCAGCUGUUCCAGGGUGUGGAUAUUGAUGAAGAUGAUGCCUUUUGGAGUGAUGAAGAGGACUGAUGUGCAAUACCUCCCAUGCGUGCUUCAUUUGUAUGCACUUUAACCGCCCAUGGAUUUAGCAAUACAAUUUCUCACCAUCAUUGAUCAGGCAUUUACUUACCCAAAAUAUAUCAGUCAUUUCUGAUGGUUGAAUGGCUAGCGGAGAGCAAUUCCAGUUAGAAGUAGGCACAUUACCUUACUCCAUACAGCAGUCAAAUACUCAGGGCCAGUAUUUUUCUGAAGGAAUACUUGUGAAGAGAGUGUGAGCGAGUGUACCAAAAACUAAUGGGUUAGUUUGUUUAGAUGAUUUGAACAGAUAACGUUGGUAUGUUUUAUCAAUCUCAAUAUAAAAAGGAAAUUCAGGGAUACGGGGGUGAAAUCUUACAAUCAAGAACAGAGGACAACAUUUUGGGAUAAUGUUUAUACAAUUGAAUGUCUGUCCUUUAGAACCACUUUAAUCAUGAUGAGUUAACUCUCUGUAUACCCGGAUACCAUCCAAACCAUGAGCUCACAGCUUGAUGUAAAAAAAAAAAAAA